This is a messenger RNA of Plasmodium fragile, 1077 nucleotides long. RefSeq lists its product as uncharacterized. The annotation marks the transcript as partial. The record is from RefSeq and is a predicted model, not a curated record. The transcript has a single exon. NCBI's taxonomy places the organism in Eukaryota, Apicomplexa, Aconoidasida, Haemosporida, Plasmodiidae.
GUACAUGAACUAGGCACACCAUGGAAUCAUGCACCUGGCCCGAAUAACACCUUAGUUGUGAGGAUUAGCAGAUUAUUGAUGGAUGAAACUAAUGUAGAAACACUACUACAACAGAAUAAUAGGCUGUUCAGGAAAAAGUUCAUCGGUUCAGUGGAUAGUAAUGGCGAAACUUACCUGCAGGACCGUUCCGAUGUUAUAAAAUAUAAUGAUAGCUCUGACGCACGAUCUAGGAACAGUAGUCCCCGCGCCAGUUCAAGGAAGAAGUCGAACAGUACGAUGGAUCGUGGUAACAUCGACAAAUCCAACGAAUCCUUAAAUUUGAAUAAUUUUGAUGUGGAUCAAGGCAAUGAAAAGUUUGGUGGAUCUACGCAUUUUGGCAGCACAGAGAGUCUGCUUGAAAGGCGAAGUGAUCAUGGUAACGACGUUGAUCAGGACGUUAGCGCGUCCAUGCUCUUUGACAGCAGGGAUAGUAUAUUCCAGAAAGGAGCCGAUGAUAUUUUUAAUAACAAAGAGAAACUUCAUAAAUCUGCAAAUUAUGACAGCAUGGAGACCAUUCUUGAAGAACGGGAUGACGAUGAUGUUAGCGAUGACACAAAGAUUGCUGCGUCCACGCAUUUUGGCAGCAUGGACAGUAUAUUCCAAGAAGGAGCCCGUGUUGGUGAUGACUAUUAUCAGGGAGAAACUGACAAAAUCGACGAACCAUCAAAAUAUCGUAACAAGCAUAAAAAAUUUUCCAUUACAACAGGAAUGGAUAUUGAUGAUGAAGUUAACAGUUAUGUAGAUGGAGAACGACAGCGGAAUAAAUUUACCGGCAGUCGAAAUGGAGAUUCCCUUGAAACCAUCCAGUUAGGUGAAACGUUUGGAGCAGCGGAUUCUAUGAUUGGGUUAGAGAAGUUGUCACCAUACUUACAAAGUAAGGCACAAGGUCGAAGAAUAAAGAAGAAGCGCAGAGGACUUUUUAGUGCGCUGAUACAUACUGAAGCUACCAAAAAAAACUCGUCCGUGCGGUAUCCGUUUUCUCCUCUCUGCCGUGGAUUUCCAUUCCCCAUCCUGCCGACUGCUGGGGCUCUAGUCUGA